Ostrea edulis (European flat oyster) is the source of this 1441-nucleotide messenger RNA. RefSeq lists its product as uncharacterized. The transcript is spliced from 2 exons. NCBI's taxonomy places the organism in Eukaryota, Metazoa, Mollusca, Bivalvia, Ostreida, Ostreidae. The coding region runs from base 80 to 1366 and encodes 428 amino acids. The record is from RefSeq and is a predicted model, not a curated record.
UGUGGUGCGGUAUUCUAUACCCCGAGUCAGAUAUUGGUUCGAGACACAUGAAGAGUACCUGAACUGUAGAUCAACAACUAUGCAGAUAGUGCGUGUGUUGCUGUUCGUAUUCCUGCUAUUUCUGAUCAGCGAUCUUCAUGCUGACGUGGGGAACGAUGUCCAGGAUGUGACAGAUGCAGUUAAGGCCGGGAUCGAGGCUACCAACGUGAUUACCGAUGUCAUCUCUGGCGUCAAGGUCCUUGCUAAAUUCACGAAAAUCAUGGGCGCUGUUGGUCCCUUCUUGGCAGCCGUCGGUCCACUCAUGGACCUCAUAACCAUGUUUCUUCCGCAACAAGAAGAUCCUACAUUAACGUUCUUGAAAGAGCAAUUUUCAAGGGUGGAUUCAAAUUUUAGAAAUAUGGAGAGGCUUUUCGGAGAAGUUUCAAAUCUAAUCAAAUCAAAGGGAGUGAAAUCACAGUUUUCGGCAAUUGAACAAAAUGUCAAUGCUUUGUCAUACCGCCUUCAUAUGCUGAUGAAAGCCCCGAAAGAUGCCGUCAAAGGUCAAAAGGCCCGAUUUAUCUCGUCUUUCAAGGUUAGUUAUCAAAACGCAGCGAAAAAAAUAUAUAACGGUGUAAUGACAAAGCAAUCUUUUACGGACAAUAUUCCAAUUGAAGCGAUGCAAUAUACAAAUUAUAAUCGAAAGAAGAUGCAAAAGGUGAUGGCUGGAUGUCUUGGACUUCUGAUUACUGCUGUUAAAGUCAACUUAGCCUACCUGAAAUUAACCAAUAGAACGGCCAGCUAUAAAAUGGAAAAGAGUGAAUGGGAGAAAAACAUCAAGAUAGUUCUAAAGAAAGUGAAAAGUGUGGAUAGGGAAGUCACUAAUGCAUGGGAAGAUCAAAAAUAUAAAGAUCUGAAAGACCUUUCUGCGCAAUACAAAGAUGAUGACAACAAAGAAUUUGCAGAUCGGUUGUACAGAUUUUAUUCAGAAAAAUAUUACUGGAGGGACUGGGUCGUCAUUGUAUACAACAAAAUGGCUAAAUCAUGGACUGGAAAGAAUGGGCAUGUCUUUAAGCUAUGUGGAGGAGACGAAUAUCUGGAAAAUGAGGGUAGAAAUGUUCUAACAUCGAGCGUACCAAAAGAGAAACAGAAGAUUAACGCUGCCGAAUACAAGAAGAAGUUGAGUAAAGUUACAACUGAAACACAGGUAGCGAUUCAUUAUGCCUGGGACGCAAGCGCGGUAUUGAAACAAAUCGCAAAGUUUAGCAGCGGUUCUGAUGUUUGCAUGCGAGCCGUCAUAUCUGAUCGAGAAAAGGUACAAACGCAAAGCGCUUCUGGUCGCUUAGCUGGCAAAUGGAAAUAUUUUUAUAACAUGUACAUUUUUGGCUAAUGAACUGCACUUUAGGAUUUCAUUGACGAGUACAUGUGCAAAUAAAAAGUUUUUUCAAUAUUUAAAAAUUUCAAA